AUGAAAGUUUUAAAUGGUGAGAUUAAGUCCAAUCAACUGAAUUUGAAUAAUAAUUUCUCCUUACCGUCGCAAAGUGAAGGGAAUUUCCCCAAUUCAAAACGUUCUGAACGUACAAUUGAGUUGAAUGAAAUGAAUGGAAAGAUGAUUGGAAAGAAACCCCUGUCUCGCCACUUCCGUCUGUUGAUUCUCACACAGUCUGAGGAACAAAUGAAUAUCCAUCUUGAAUGCUUCAUCCAUGAAGUAGAUUGUCAAGCCAAGUAUCGGAUGUAG
Dovyalis caffra is the source of this 270-nucleotide messenger RNA. The record is from the annotation of a GenBank genome assembly. NCBI's taxonomy places the organism in Eukaryota, Viridiplantae, Streptophyta, Magnoliopsida, Malpighiales, Salicaceae.